This is a messenger RNA of Schizophyllum commune H4-8, 3308 nucleotides long. RefSeq lists its product as uncharacterized. The transcript is spliced from 3 exons. Bases 341 to 3229 code for a protein of 962 amino acids. The record is from RefSeq and is a predicted model, not a curated record. NCBI's taxonomy places the organism in Eukaryota, Fungi, Basidiomycota, Agaricomycetes, Agaricales, Schizophyllaceae.
CAUCAACAUGUCCCCUCAUUCGAGUUCAUUGUCCGGCAUGGCAAGCGAUUGGGGAUAGGGCCCUUCCUGCUAGGCGCUCAGGGCUAGUAGCUCGAAUGAGUUACGAAGAAGCAGAGGGACCAGGCGCCGGACGCGUGCUGCCCUUUGUGCAUGGCCCGUACCCUCGAUGAUGGCAACGAGAGCGUUGCCUGCCUGCUCCUUCACCUAACCUCUGCGGCCGGCGCGGUCCUGCUUGACUGCUUCCUGCGCGAGAGACGAGACUCACAGAGAAGACUUGCCUGUGCCACCCCAUACCGCUCGAUUAGGACCAGUAUCCUGUCAACACCUGGUUCCCCAUACGAUGUCCGAAGGCAACUCGCCGAUCUCGUCCUCCGAUACGGCGAGUGCGUGGCUGGCGCCGAAGGGCCAGGAGAUCGACUUGAAUGGCGUGUCAGUGCAGCUCCUUGCCACCCGGAUCAUCGCCAUGCAAUGCGAACUGGAGUUCGCCUGCCGCGAGCGCGAUCGGUACCGCGAGAACUGCCACCAGCUCGUCGGCGAACGCGAUCACUAUCUCCAAGAACGCGAUCAGUGCACUUGCGAGCGCGACUGCUACAAGGCGCAACGCGACCACUACCGAGCUGAGCGCGACCGCUACCGCGACCAGCGCAACUACUUCCGCGACCUCCUCAAGCAGGAAAUGGGCAACAAGGAGGCAGCUAAGCGCGCGGAGGAGAAGCUGGCGGCGGUGGGGAGGAGCAAUGGGCGCGGGCGAGGUGGCGUGGUGGGUGGAGAAGAGAUCGUUGGUGGAAGGGAGGGGACAGCGCCGAUGGUGUGGGAGGAACAGGUUCUCGGUGCUUGGGCGCAGGCGCCGGUGUCGAGUGUCCGGGACGAGGACGAAGAACAGGAGGACGCACCUCUGGACCUUCUUUGGGAUCCUGCCUCGCAGGCCUUGUCGUCCUCGGUCGCCGCGAGGCCUGCGUCGGAUGAGCGCGAGGACGUUCCUUCGGCAUCGCUGGCCUGGGAGGAAGAGAGGUCGGCGAUGGUAAUGGGCGAACUUGGGCUCUUUGACGAGGACGAUGAAGACAGCGAGGGGGAACGCGAAGACGUACGCGACAAAGUACGAGGACCGGGCGACGACAACGACGCGGAGGAAGGAGGUGCACCUGUUCAGGAUGCCUUCGACACCAGCUACGAGGAUGACCUGUAUGUGGACCACGGCGACGACACGAACGCAAGUGAGCGAUCCGCAAACUUACACGCCCGCGACAUCGAUGCAGCCUCAGGAGCAUCCGCUGCUCCUCUAGAAACCUCCGAAGCCGAUUUCUCCUCAUAUCCAGUCCUGGACUCCUCCAUGUACCCCGCACCAGGUGCCCUCUCCCCACCUUCGCCAGAGGUCUCCUUACCUCCCUCUCCUACUGCGUCUGACGAGUCAUCGUUUGUGAGCUCGGCUGCAGGGAGCAGUAGCGAGGAGAACCGUGAAGAGAUCUGCGAAGAGGAUCGCGGCGGGAGUAGCGAGGAGGACCUCGGGGGCGGCAGCAAGGACAGUCACGGAGGCUACAACUACAAGAUGUCGUUGCAAGAGCGGCCCUCGACGCCAAGUCUGCGGCGCUCGCUUCCGCUGCGUCUGAGGGAUCGCGCGGGCUGGGGGAUGCGGGACGAAUGGGAGGUAGAUGGCGACGAGUGGGAGGCAGACGGGGCAGACGAAGCCGUGCGCGCCCAGACGAGGAUGGAUGCGCGUCGAUGCGUGGAGGAUAGCCUGGGAGAAGAUUACCGCGAGGGUCACGGUGAAGAGUACCCCGAGGACUACGCCGAAGAUUAUGCAGCUAGCACGGACGAUGAAGCUCACCCCGCGGAUGAGGACCCUCGGUCUGCGGACGACCACCACGUACCUGACUACUCGCUCGUGCUCGAUGGCUUGGAGGACUGCUGCUUCGGCGCGCCAGCUGGAGGCUCUGACGGGAUCAACGAGCGCGUAGGGCCUGGUGGGCCGUCCGACACUGCAAAACACGUCGGCUUAGCCGACAGCGUAGGCCCCGGCUUCCACCACGCCAGCGCCGAUGACCAGCUGCUGAGCCGCAUCUCGCUGAGCUCGCUCAACCUCGGAGUUCAUUGUGACUUGUCGGAGGAUAUGGAGGCGGACGGGAUGGGAAUGGCGCUGCUGGGUAUGGAGGGUGAGUCGAGGCCCUCGAACGCGAACCCUGUGUUCUUUCGCCCGAGCGCGGAUCUCGUGGUGAGCACGAACGCUGGGUACUAUCAAUCGCGCGCAAACAACAGGCCCUCGCCUACACACACGGAUGCCUCCACGCCUGCCGACGCAAGCAGCGCCUCCUCCGGCUGGUAUGGGGCCGAUGCGCAGAUGCUGAGGGGUGGCCGUCAGCAAGCUGAGGCGAAGGAUCGUCCGCACCAGGCGAACGAUAUACUGUAUCAGACGCGUCGAAGCCCGAUCAACAGCACUCGGCACCUGGUGGGCACCGCACAAGUCAAGAUGGCCGAUGUCCUGUACCAGACGGUAGGCGACAUCUUGUAUCAGACGAAUGGCGUUCAGCCUCGGCCAGCCGAUACACUGUACCGGACGAGCGACGUCCACAAUCAAGCAGGCAGUCCUCGACCCCGGCCCGAGCUAGGCGAUGCACUGUAUCAGACGAGCAAUGGCCUUCAAUCGCACCCCGACCUUGGUCAGAAGAUGUGGCCGAGCGGGUAUACGCCCGAGAACUCGAACUGGUUCGAGGAUGGGUAUGAUCCGGCGGAGGACGUGCGUGUCGCGGCGGGGGAAGUGGAUGAGGCGGAGGAUGUGUGUAUCGCGGCGGAGGAUGCGCAGCAUGGGCAGGUGGAUGGGUCGGAGGAGGACGACUACAACGAGGAGAUGGAUGAAGAUGAAGACGUUCAAGCGGACGAAGAUGGAGAUGUUCCGGCGGACGAAGACGGACACGUUCAGGGAGACGACGACGAUGCAGCAGGCAUCAGGGCCGAGGCGGACGGUGAAGCUGUCGAAGGCUUCGUCGACGAUCUCGGUGCUGGCGACCACUACGACGAUCCCGUCUGGGAGAACGAGGACGUUAUCGAGGACAGCGCAGAGGCCGACUGGGACCUGCCGAUGUCUCGCCAUGGCUGCAUGGGUCGUGCGCCCCGCGGUUCAGGCAUGAACCGUGUGUGCUCGACGCAGUCGCUGUGGGAUGCGUGGGAUAACGCUGGCGAUGACGAUCAGGGUUGGGAUGAGGAGGGAGAUGACAAGUCAUUUGUGACCUGUUAGUUCUGAAUGGACUGCGGUGUAGUUUUUCGACUGCGUCUCACUUCUGUAUUACUACUGCAGCAAUGAGUAUAUGACUUAU